AUGUCAAAGUUCCUGACGACGUUGAUCUUCCUCUUUGCAUUUUUACAUGGGGGAGGAAGGUUGGCCCUGUCUGUGGGGAUACGCCAGAAGGGGCCACGCCUUAUUAAUCGGCUAAGCGAAGUAAGGAGCAUCCCCGGUGGAGAAGUAACAAGGGGUCCAAAAUAUAGGGUAAACACAUACCAAAGGAAGAGAGAGGUAAAAAAAAGAGGAAAAGAAAAUUUCUUCAUUGGGUGUACUAGCAACCCCUCAGGAAGUCGCAAAGAUGGUUAUAGGCAAAAAGGCAAUGUAAGAAGGAAAAAAACCUUCCUGUUUGACGAGGGAGAGAAUGAAAAGAUGGAAUCCGUGGAUCCAGAAUUGUAUGAAAGUCUAAGCGGCUGCAUCGAAAACGAAAUGAAGGAUAACUAUUUGGAUUCGAUGAUUGAGUGUACGGAAGACGACUAUCACUCGGAAGAUGUUCAUUACGAAGCAGAUGACUUAAGUGAAGAAACAAAAAGAAAGAAGUAUCACACUUAUGGACGCAGGUUCUCAGAUAAAGAUUUUGGAGGAGAUAACGUCCACAGAUAUUACCAACAUUUACCCAUAUAUUACGAUGGAGAAAAUGAUGGACCAAUGAAGAAAUUUAAAAGAGUUUACAAUGCGAACAAGAUAGAAAAUUUAGAGAGGAAUAUUAGAGAGGAGGAUCUUUACUACCCCUCCGUCCCCGUACACUGGAAAGUCUAUGUCUGUCUUCUCCUGGACAAGAAAUAUAAUUACGAAAAUGAAAAUGAUAAACAAGUUUAUGAAAGAUUUAAUAAAAAUGUUCGCCAUAGAUAUGCUUUGGAAUUCCUCUCUUGGGUGAAACUUUCUACAAGAAUAUACCAGAACACAUCUAAAGUAUUAAUGACUUUCAAUUUAAAGAGAAAGGAAAAUAUUUUUGGCAACCUCCUCUUUUUUACCUCAGUAAAUCUACACUACGCAGAUAUGUUCUUGAAGUCUAAUCCUUAUGUGAAGCUAGGACUUUGCGAAGAAUUAUACUUAUAUGCCUAUGAACAGAACAAUGACCACUUCUUACUGGGUACCUUCCCAAACUUGUUCCUACAAAAAAAUUAUUUAUUUAUUAAAUUUUUCAAUCAGGACAAGUUAAACCACAUUAACGAUUUGUAUGAAAAGCACAUGCGUUUUUUUAUUCGUUCUAAUAUGAUUUUCAAGUUGGGCGUUUUGAAACAGGCUCCCAAGGACAACUUGAAAGAUCUCUUUUUAACUACUAAGCAAUACUUGCCUAUCACUGAGGCCCAGACAAAAAACGUUCUGGCCCAAUUCGAUGAGGAGAUGGGUGCCUUCGAGCACUGUUCUUCCGUGGAGGUCGACUCGGAUAGCACCAUUCGCCAGAUAAAGAGUGCCCAUCACAGGAUGAACGUAGCCAAUGAAGCGGAAAAAAUGGACUCGGCAAACGCUUCUAACAGUGAUAAUGGCGAUAACGACGCUGAUGCCCGUGAUGAUGUUGAUAUUGGUGGUGCCCCCACCGGGAAGUUCGCGCGAGAAUGUCUGGCCGAGCUCACUAUCGCCAACUGCAAGGACGAGGAGGAGGCGCAAGAAUUCCUGGAGAAGGAUCCAUACACCAGGAGUUGCCUUUACGAGAGCAUUUUCUUUUGCGAGGUGCGCGAAGUAGCUCCGCACGUACAGUACACAGAGGGUUAUAUCCCGAAGGCUAAGAACUACAUGGAUUAUCAUCACGAAGUAGAUACAAACUUAAACCCCAACUACGACCUGGAGGAAAAGCCGGAGUACAUGGAGAACAGAAGUCUUGCCCAGAAAAAAUUCGCAAACCACGAAAAGGUGGAUAUGGACAUUUUGGAUACCUUCAUCAAGUUGAAGUAUACCAAUAGGGAGGUCGACUGUGAGGGCGGGGAGGCAGAACAACUGGCACCUGAGAAAGAUCUAACAACAGCGGAGAAUGAAUCCGAAGCUACAGUUGAAUCCUCCCCACAACCUCCUAUCGCGCUUUUCAACUCGAGGAAGAAGAAAAAAAGGAUGAACAAACGAUACAGGGUAAAAAUUGUUGACUAUGAAAACGAAUACAUGGAGUAUCUUUGCAACGUUCAGAAUAAUAAGAUCGUUCACCUUAAGAAGGAAGAGAGAAAUAUCCCUUUGGACGAGGUGACCCCCUGUCCGUCGAGAGAUAUUUACGAUGUCCUAGUGGAAGAUAUGAAGAACCCAAAAAUAUACCGGAAGAAGGAUAUCAUCCUUGUCGAUAACACACUUCAAUUCUUCGAUCACAUUUUUUUUAAAGACUACCUAUCUAAUUUUGUGUACAUUACUCUCCCACCGGGUGAAUUUAUUGAAGAAGCAUAUGCCAUCAAAGACGAAAAAAAUUAUGAUUUUACUAUUUUUAACAAUUCUCUAGCUAGCCAAGAGGACUUCCUAAAAAGACAGAACUACCAGCCGAGGUUCUUAAAAGGUAUUUGGCUGAAAAAAGAUCAGUCCAAGAUUUUAUUUUACGACAAACAGAACAACGCACUCAUGUAUGGAACAGGAAUUGAUAAAACAUUUUCUUGGGACAAGAAAGUUCACCCUCGCAUUAUGAAGAGAGCACUGAUAAAUAUGGAAAUCGCUUUGGAAACCAUUCGACAGGGAAGCUGUAUCCUGAAUGAUGAUAUUACUGCGAAUCAAGAAACUGAGCGAACGAUAAAGGAGUACACGAAUGAGUACACUUCGUUCGAACAACGGUUCACAGCACCACAUAACCAACUGGUCUCGUCGCACGGCUACCCGGAUUACAAACCCCCCCCAGGACUGGAGUACCUGAACCCGCACAUCUGGGAGAAGACACCCGAGGAACACAAGGAGCUGAUUCUGGAUACGGACCGAGUGCAGAAGAUCCACUCCAAGUUUCUGAAGAAGUUAGAGCUAUACAAGGCGUCGAUUGACGACGACCCCUUCACGCAGGAGGUACCGACAGAGAGCGAUAUUUUAGGAAAUUCCAACAUGGUACAGGUGGACUACCUGUGA
Molecule: messenger RNA, 2988 nt
Organism: Plasmodium knowlesi strain H
Lineage: Eukaryota; Apicomplexa; Aconoidasida; Haemosporida; Plasmodiidae
Exons: 2
Coding region: 1-2988 (995 amino acids)
Source: RefSeq, a predicted model, not a curated record